ACGAUUUGGCUUCUGUGGCUAAAUGCGACAUGAUCUUGCUCAAUUAUGAUGGCACUGAAAUAUGCGCUGGUUGUGUUGUAGAACAGCAGUUUGCUCGUGAUUUGGAUAAACCAGCGGUUGUAGUUCGAACCGAUUUUCGUCGUAGUGGUGACUGUGACAUUCCAUACAAUCUAAUGGCUGGAUACAAUCCAAGAACUGAACUUGUAAUAAUCCAUUCCAUGUAUGAACUUAAAAAAGCAGACGAACAAGUUGACAGUAAUCUUUCGAUGCUCGAUCGAAAUAAGAAAAUUCAAUUAUUAAUGGCUGAUUCAGUUGCAAGUCAGAUUACAUUAGCGCUGGAUAAAGUGGCUGUAACCAAGUCAAUUAUGCCUAUUGAACAUCGAGAAAUAAUCCAGGAAUGGGCAAUCAAAAAAUUAGAAAUCGGACCCAGAUAUGCAGCAGAAAUACUUGCUAGUUUGAAAGAACAAAAUAGUCGUGUACAUCAUCCUCAAAUACU
Didymodactylos carnosus is the source of this 496-nucleotide messenger RNA. The record is from the annotation of a GenBank genome assembly. NCBI's taxonomy places the organism in Eukaryota, Metazoa, Rotifera, Eurotatoria, Philodinida, Philodinidae.